UUCCAGCCCCUGUUCUGUCCCCUCUGGCCACUGGUAAUUGCGUGGGGGAAGAGGCAGAUUCCAUUCCUUCGUUAUCAUUUAUUAAUAACUAUUCCCCUCCAGCCCCUUCUCCACCUCCACGCACUCGCCACCGCAGCCAUGGAAAUCCCUGCUGAGGGCUAUAAAAUACAGAGGCAGGGGAGGGGGAAGCCAGACCCUUCUCGGCCACCCCACUGUGGAGCAACCUGCCUCUGCUUCAACUGGAGCCGAGAGAACCUGCCUGGAAAUGAAGGUCACCUCCUUAGCCCUGACAACGCUGCUCCUUGCCGCUCUCUGGACGGAAGCCCACUGCGAUUCCUUCAUCAGCCAGAGCAACACAUGCUGCAUGAAAGAUAAUUUUGUUCCCAGAAGAAUUUCUCCAAAACACAUCAAAAGUUGCAGACCCACAGGUCCUAACUGCUCCCGCCAGGCCGUGAUAGUGAUGCUCACGAAGGGGAAGGAAGUCUGUGUUGAUCACAGUAAGAUAUCACUGGCUAAAUGUCAAGGAAAGCAAGAAAAAUCACGUAAAGACAUCCAGACUGUGCAGCUGGACAAGAACUCAAUGUAAUGCUCCCCAUUAUUGACACGGACUGAUGUGCAUCAUUGCACGGUUUAGAGAAGCUAUUUUUCUAGCCCUGUUUAUUUAAGGAGAACCCCUCCCACUCCCUCCAUCCCUUCUGUGUCCUUUGUCCCCCAGUGACUGUGUGAUGGGGAAGAGACCCCCUGCCAACACCACUGUCAUUCUUUGCAGAUACAAUAAA
This is a messenger RNA of Dermochelys coriacea (leatherback sea turtle), 779 nucleotides long. RefSeq names its product interleukin-8-like. Gene Ontology annotation, biological process: immune response. The coding region runs from base 266 to 586 and encodes 106 amino acids. The transcript is spliced from 3 exons. Lineage: Eukaryota; Metazoa; Chordata; Testudines; Dermochelyidae. The record is from RefSeq and is a predicted model, not a curated record. Gene Ontology annotation, cellular component: extracellular region. Gene Ontology annotation, molecular function: chemokine activity.